This is a messenger RNA of Arachis ipaensis, 496 nucleotides long. Its product is annotated as copper transporter 1-like. Gene Ontology annotation, molecular function: copper ion transmembrane transporter activity. Gene Ontology annotation, biological process: copper ion transmembrane transport. Gene Ontology annotation, cellular component: plasma membrane. NCBI's taxonomy places the organism in Eukaryota, Viridiplantae, Streptophyta, Magnoliopsida, Fabales, Fabaceae. The record is from RefSeq and is a predicted model, not a curated record.
UUAUUAGAACAAAGAAACCCUCCACAGUACCCAACACACCCACAACAUGGAUCAUGACAUGGGCAUGGCAGCACCACCGCCAUCCACCAUGGUGAUGAUGAAGCGCCGCCAUUUCAUGCACAUGACAUUCUUCUGGGGGACAAAGUCUGAGGUUCUGUUCGACGAAUGGCCUGGGGACAGCCGUGGCAUGUACGCGCUCGCUCUGCUCUUUGUUUUCGUCAUGUCCUUCCUGGUGGAGUGGCUGUCCCACACCCGGUUUAUGAAACCCGGUUCCAACAAGCUCAGUGCCGGUUUGGGUCAGACCGUGUUACACCUCCUUAGAGUUGGUUUGGCAUACCUCGUUAUGCUUGCUCUCAUGUCGUUCAACGCCGGUGUCUUCUUGAUGGCUGUGUUGGGUCACGCUCUCGGCUUCUUCUUCUUUGGUAGCAGGGCUUUCGCUAAACCACACAACGAUAAGAGAUAUGAUGAUCUUCCGCCAAUGUCUUGUUGAUUAUUA